This is a messenger RNA of Closterium sp. NIES-65, 3204 nucleotides long. NCBI's taxonomy places the organism in Eukaryota, Viridiplantae, Streptophyta, Zygnematophyceae, Desmidiales, Closteriaceae. The record is from the annotation of a GenBank genome assembly.
AUGGACAUGGACGUGGACGUGGACGUGGACGUGGACGUGGACAUGGACGUGGACAUGGACGUGGACGUGGACGUGGACAUGGACGUGGACGUGGACGUGGACGUGGAGGUGGAUAUGGACGUGGACAUGGACGUGGACAUGGACGUGGAUGUGGACAUGGACGUGGACGUAGACAGGGACGUGGACGUGGACGUCGACAUGGACAUGGACGUGGACGUGGACGUGGACGUGGACGUGGACGUGGUCGUGGACGUGGACGUGGACGUGGACAUGGACGUGAACGUGGACGUGGACGUGGACAUGGACGUGGACGUGGACGUGGACGUGGAUAUGGACGUGGACAUGGACGUGGACAUGGACGUGGACGUGGACAUGGAUGGGACGUGGACAGGGACGUGGACGUGGACGUGGACUGCAAUGGACGUGGACGUGGACGUGGACGUGGACGUGGACAUGGACGUGGACGUGGACGUGGACAUGGACGUAGACGUGGAUGUGGACGUGGACGUGGACGUGGAAGUGGACGUGGCUGGGACAUGGACACGUAGACGUGAACGUGGACGUGGAAGUGGAUGUGGCUGGGACGUGGACGUGGACGUGGACAUAGACGUGGACGUGGACGUGGACAUGGACGUGGACAUGGACGUGGACGUGGACGUGGACAUGGACGUGGACGUGGACGUGGAUGUGGACGUGGACAUGGACGUGGACGUGGACGUGGACGUCGACGUGGACCUGCACGUGGACGUGGACGUGGACGUGGACGUGGACGUGGACGUUGACCUGGACGUGGACGUGGACCUGGACAUGGACGUGGACAUGGACAUAGACGUGGACAUGGACGAGGACGUGGACAUUGUCGUGGACCUGGACAUUGCCUUGGACGUGGACAUGGACGUGGACGUGGACGUGGUCGUGGACGUCGACGUGGACGAAGUGGUCGUGGACGUGGACGUGGACAUGGACGCGGACCUGGACGUGGACGUGGACAUGGAUGUGGACGUGCACGUGGACAUGGAGGUGGAUGUGGACGUGGACAUAGACGUGGACGUGGAUGUGGACUUGGACGUGGACAUGGACGUGGACGAGGACGUGGACGUGGACAUGGACGACAUGGACGUGGACGUGGACGUGGACGUGGACAUUGUUGUGGACGUGGACGUGGACGUGGACGUGAACGUGGACGUGGACGUGGACGACGUGGACCUGGACGUGGACGUGGACGUGGACAUGGACGUGGACGUGGAUGUGGACGUGGACAUAGACGUGGACGUGGACAUGGACGUGGACGUGGACGUGGACGUGGACAUGGACGUGGACGUGGACAUGGACGUGAACGUGGACAUGGACGUGGACGUGGACGUGGACAUGGACGUGGACGUGGACGUGGACGACUUGGACGUGGACAUGGACGUGGACGUGGACGUGGACGUGGACAUGGACGUGGACGUGGACGUGGACGUGGACGUGGACAUGGACGUGGAGGUGGACAUGGACGUGGACGUGGACAGGGACGUGGACGUGGACGUGGACAUGGACGUGGCCGUGAACGUAGACGUGGACGUGGACGUGGACAUGGACGUGCACAUGGACGUGGACGUGGACGUGGACGUGGUCGUCGACAUGGACGUGGACGUGGACAUGGACGUGGACGUGGACGUGGACGUGGACGUGGACAUGGACGUGGACGUGGACGUGGACAUGGACGUGGACGUGGACGCGGACAUGGACAUGGACGUGGACAUGGAUGUGGAAGUGGACGUGGACGUGGACAUGGAGAUGGACGUGGACGUGGACGUGGACGUGGACGUGGACGUGGACAUGGACGUAGACGUGGAAGUGGACAUGUACGUGGACGUGGAAGUGGACUGGACGUGUCUGGGACGUGGACAUGGACGUGGAUGUGGACGUGGCUGGGACGCGGACGUGGACGUGGACGUGGAUGUGGACAUGGACGUGGACGUGGACGUGGACGUGGACGUGGACAUAGACGUGGACGUGGACGUGGACGUGGACAUGGUCUUGGAUGUGGACGUGGAGGUGGAUGUGGACGUGGACAUGGAUGUGGACGUGGACAUGGACGUGGACGUGGAAAGGGAGGUGGACGUGGACGUGGACGUGAACAUGGACGUGGACGUGGACAUGGACGUGGACGUGGAAAGGGACGUGGACGUGGACGUGGACGUCGACGUGGACGUGGACGUGGACAUGGACGUGGACGUGGACGUGGACGUGGACGUGGACGUGGACAUGCACGUGGACGUGGACGCGGACGUGGACCUGGACGUGGACGUGGAUGUGGACGUGGAUGUGGACGUGGACCUGGACAUGGACGAGGACGUGGAUUUAGACUGGACGUGGCUGGGACGUGGACAUGGACGUGGAUGUGGACGUCGCUGGGACGUGGACGUGGACGUGGACGUGGACAUGGACAUGGACGUGGACGUGGACGUGGACGUGGACGUGGACAUAGACGUGGACGUGGACGUGGACGUGGACAUGGUCUUGGAUGUGGAUGUGGAGGUGGACGUGGACGUGGACAUGGAUGUGGACGUGGACAUGGACGUGGACGUGGAAAGGGAGGUGGACGUGGACGUGGACGUGAACAUGGACGUGGACGUGGACAUGGACGUGGACGUGGAAAGGGACGUGGACGUGGACGUGGACGUCGACGUCGACGUGGACGUGGACAUGGACGUGGACGUGGACGUGGACGUGGACGUGGUCAUGGACAUGGACGUGGACAUGGACAUGGACGUGGACGUGGACAGGGACGUGGACGUGGACGUCGACAUGGACGUUGACGUGGACGUGAACGUGGACGUGGACGUGGACGUGGACAUGGACGUGGACAUGGACGUGGACGUGGACGUGGACGUGGACGUGGUCGUAGACAUGGACGUGGACGUGGACGUGGACAUGGACGUGGAAGUGGACGUGGACGUGGACAUGGACGUGGACGUGGACGUGGACGUGGACAUGGACGCGGACGUGGAUGUGGACAUGGACGUGGACAUGGACAUGGACGUGGACGUGGACGUGGACGUCGACAUAGACGUGGACGUGGACGUGGACAUGGACAUGGACGUGGACGUGGACGUGGACGUGGACGUGGUCAUGGACGUAGACGUGGAAGUGGACGUGUACGUGGACGUGGAAGUGAACGUGGCUGGGACGUGGACGUGGACGUGGACGUGGACAUAG